This is a messenger RNA of Synchiropus splendidus (mandarinfish), 1663 nucleotides long. RefSeq names its product eva-1 homolog Ba (C. elegans) (gene eva1ba). The transcript has 4 exons. Bases 414 to 911 code for a protein of 165 amino acids. The record is from RefSeq and is a predicted model, not a curated record. NCBI's taxonomy places the organism in Eukaryota, Metazoa, Chordata, Actinopteri, Syngnathiformes, Callionymidae.
UGUUACUCACUCCGGCUCCAACUUUGGGAGGAAGUUACCACCUCUUCCCCAGACUCUGUGUACACACACACACACAUACUCCGGCAGUCACACACACUCUCUCUUCAUGACUUGACCACAGCAGCAACAGAGAAUCAACUCACCCAGUCAGGGCUGCAUGCUUAAAAUGCAGAUUUUUUUCCACAUACAUUUUGGAGGGAACGAAGACUGCCUUGUUAGGAAUUACAGAUUUUAGAGGAGCAUUUGCCACUCCACUCUGGGUGGCCGAGAGAAGUGAGCAGGAGGAGCAAAGAUCAGCGCUCUGAUCAAACAUCAGGAGAGACACCACUCAUUCACCAACGUUCUCUUUGUCUCACUAUGAGCUCGGACUGAAGUCUCUUUCUUAUCUGAGGAGAAGAAAAGAUCAGGUCAGGAUGGAUGUAAAGAAGAAGGAAAUGGACCUUUUGAGCAACACCAUUGCGGCAUAUGCCCACAUUAAAGCAAACCCAGAGAGUUUCGGACUCUACUUUGUGCUCGGGGUGUGUUUCGGUCUGGUACUGACGCUCUGCCUGCUGGUCAUCCGCAUCUCCUGCAAGCCACGGACCAAAGUAGUCACAUCCACGCCGGAGAAAAAACAGCUGAAGGACGUCAGCGAGGAAGAGGAGGAGGAUGACAGCGACGAUGAUGAGGACGAGGAUGGGAUCGAUGUGGAGACGUCAGUCCCGCUGCCCGUCACUGAAAUCCCAGUUGGAAACCACUCCAACCAUUCAGACGGGACUCUGAGUGUGAAUGUCUUUACUUCGGCGGAGGAGCUACAACGAGCGCAGCGGCUGGAGGAGAGAGAGCGGAUUAUACGUGAGAUCUGGAGGAACGGACAGCCGGAUAUCCUGGGAACAGGGACAGGGACCCUGGGAAGAGUGCACUACUACUAACACACCAGCAGAGGAGCCGCUGGGACUGACUACGAAGCAGAAAGAAAGACUUGAACGCCUGUCGCUACGACACAGGCAAAGACACUUGGCUCUAACGGAGCUUUAAAUGUGAUAUUGCACUUUGUAUGUUGCAUUUUUAUCCUCAAAAAAUAAACAAGAGAUGGAUCUAUAUCACAGCUUUCUGUUGCCAGUCAGAUUUCUUUCCGAUACAGCAGUCGGCUAACCAGUGUUAGUGAUGGUUUCAUGAGGCUUCAUGAAACAGUGUCUGCCUUUUCUGAGGCCACUAGAUGGCGCUGCUUGCUUUAAAAUCUAUAGCUUUGACCAGCCGUUUCAAUGAAAAUUGAGAGCACCACCUACUGAACUCCGAAAGUGAGGAUACUGUAUCAUGAAGUGUCAUUACUACUUAGCUGUGCUAUGUAAGAUGAGACACGUGUGCAAUCGUUAUUGUUUUCUUUUUGGAAAUGUUGAUCAUUUAUCAAAAGCUCUCUUUCCUUACUUUAUAAAACGCUGUCAGUGCUUCAGCAGAUACACAGGAUUAUUGUUCCCUACUUUUCUUACACCUUGAUAGUACCUUGCUUUUCAGACUUGGUCCUGUACAGUAUUAUUUGAAUAAUUUUGUCAGCAAUAUUCGAGAGUGGAACAAAUAUUUCAUCAUAAUAUUUAUAGAAAUAACAUUGUACUCUCAUUUGAAACAUCUGUUUUUUUUAACUAAGGGUCAAUAUGAGGAAGACAAAAUUCAGGUGGUGCAUAAU